ACAGUAUGUGAUGACAUUUUCAUUUAUUCACAUUUUAGCAGUUUCUCUUUUCCUGAGAGACUACACAGCAGGUUAAAUACCAAUAGGGAUGUAUGGCUCAAACCCCCAAACCACUUACUGAUGGACUGUUACAGUACAUUACACUGGUGAUUUAGUUUAACUUAAGAGACAAAAAUCAUCAGUUGAAACAUGGGACUGCAGUCCCAAUUAAUUAUUGAGGAAAACAAUACAGAAUAGAAAGAAGAAAAUAUUUGAUGGAUAUAAUUGAAUGCAGUUAUUCCCAACCUUGGUCCAGGGGACCCCUUGUAUAUGCUGGUUUAACCAGAGUUGGAAUCGCAGAAUUUUAACAAGCUGUGUGGUCUAAGAGGGUUAAUAAUAACUAGAAAUGACAAGCACAUAAUUGAGAAAAAUUGUCAGCUUGUUAAAAUUCUGGGCUUGCACCUGUGGUUGGAACAGAAACCAGCAGACUCAGGGGUUCCCCAGAAUGAAGGUUGGGAACCACUGAUUUAAUGAAUGUAGCACUACAAUUAGUAAACCGAGAAAUAAGAAAAAUUUUGAUGUUUGUUAAAACAUGGUAUAAUUGAUUAAUUCACAUUCUGGCACUUCCCUAUUUUGUUUGCUAAACUGGUUGUAUUGGUUAAUGUGAACGUAAAAAAAGGACGUCAUAGCCUGACAUAUUUAGAGUUAUGGCUCCCUCUUUUGGCAAAACUAAGGAAGUUAUCAGGCUCAGUCAUGAAGACUCCUAACAGGUCUUUUUUUUAAACAUCUGUGUUGUGGACAACUAGCUAAACCACCAAAACAUUUCGGAAAUUAACGAGCAAGUAAAACGCAAGCUUUAGAAAAUGAAUAUUCUCAAGAGGAUUCAACAGCCAAUCACCCGUACCGCAGGCUCUUCCGUAGCAUAAGCACGCAAAAACUGGCUAUAGCGCUAGUGUAGACGAUAAAAGACCGAUAUUAUCUAUGUUUCCCCUGAACAUUGAAAACUAUAUUUCUGCUUACUAACAUUAGUGUUUAGUCUCAUUUGUUACGAUUUGCCUUCAUUUUGCCAAUUUGAUGCUCACUCAAACUAUUGUAAAAAUCCUACAUUUUGUAUAAUCUACAUGAACAUCUCUUAUUAUUAUAGGUAUAGGCAGAACCGGGACUUCAUCAUUUCAAUGUUUAGUUCGCCUCACGACCUGUAAUCGUGUCGUAAAGGUUUUGUUUUCAUUCAUUCUUGAUUCUUCCCAAAAACUAAGCCCACAGGAAAUAACUUGCAAUAAAGUGUAUUACCUUCAUUCUGCUUGGAUCACUGUUCUAUGGCCUGCCUCGGCCAUUAUGCAAUACUAGUUCUCGUACUAGACUACACUGAAAUAUCUUAUAGAUUACGUACUAAAAUUUAAAACUCGGAAAGGGGUCCAGGAUGCGUGUGUGGGAUGAUGAAAACAGUGAUAGGUCGCUUUAAGUGGUGAUUGCUAACCGCUGCGUGCGUCUGGACCAAUUACCUUCAAAAUAAACACAGUAGUGGAAAGCUUUCGGAUUCUAUGGGCCUUACUUCCUUCCGUUUCGCCCAGGGGACCACUACACAUCUGUUUUAGGGGGCGAGCGCUCUCUCAAGGAUGUGAUGGAAGGUGGGGGCACUUGCUGGCUUUAAAUAGCCGCCACCAAAACUUUGGGACAUCAGAUCAACUCCGGUCUCUGGCGUGAAAUAACCAAAGGCGGACCAUUUCAUCUUCAAAUCAAGCUUUUGGACUAAUUUAUUUUUUAGACCUUAUCAUUUACGUUGGGACUAGGAUCUCACUGUGUAUCAAGUGGAACGCCGUGUCUAGCCUGAACAUGCACUCGUCAUUCCUCGCUCUCUGCUUGGCUGCUUUUCAGUGUUUCAGGAUUGUGGACUCUUUCCCAAACCCUUCUCCGCUGCUUGGAUCCAACUGGGGAAACCCCAAAAGAUAUGUACACCUGCAGACAUCUUCGGACAUCAGCAACUUCUACUUGGAAAUCCCUUUGAAUGGUCAAGUUAGGAAAACAUCGAGCAGAAGUUCAUACAGUGUAAUGUUGCUGAAAUCGGAAGCAAGAGAUCGACUGGCUAUACUUGGUGUAAAAAGUAACCGCUAUUUGUGCAUGGAUGCAGAUGGAAAUACUUUCAGCUCUGAGGUCUGCAGCAGAGACGACUGUCUUUUCCACCACAAGUUGCUGGAGAACCACUACGACGUUUACUACUCCUGCACCAGCGGCCUGGUGCUCAACCUGGAGGGGGCCAAGCAGGCGUACGUGGCGGGGAAGAACCUGCCGUCGUACUCGCUCUUCCUCUCCGAAAAGAACACGGUGCCCCUGGAGCGCCUGCUGCACCGGGAGAAGCGGACCAGGCCGGUGGACCCGUCCGACCCCCUGCGCAUGCUCACGCAGCCUGACGAGGGCUCCGACUCGCUGGCCUACAGGGAGGACGCCGACCAGGACACGGAGCUGCCCGAGCACGGCCGCGCCGUCUCCAAGGAGACCAUCACGUCCAACUUCGACGAUCCCCUGCAGGUGCUGCACGCCAUGAACCCCAGCAGUCCCCGGAUAGCAGGCACCCUGGGCUGAGGAGAGGGCGUGCGGACGGAGUGGAGGGGUAAGGUGGGCUCUGAUACAGCUGGUCUGAAAAACCCACUGUUGUUUUUUUUUUUUUUAAAGAUGUUACCAAGACAAUCUCUUAGGCUACAGUACCAGACCUUUUACCUCUUGCAUCCACAUGUUAUUGAAGCUACAGGUAGCCUUUUUUGAUUUUUGACAAAUUUCAAACCUGCUUCAGAAGGCACUUGAUUGUAGGGUUGCUGUUGGUCACGGAAACCAGAAGAGCAUUAUCAUCGAAGGCUGUAUAAAAAUGCUGUUUAGUCAAGCUUGUAUAAUGCAAUUUCCAUGAAAAGAGCAGCCUGGAAUAACAUUUUUUCCCCCAAUAGUAAUAAGAUUUUUCUCAACCAGGGCAUGGAUUAAAAUCCCAUAGGAAUCUAGAGUUGCAUGUACAGAUUGUAAUGAAGUACAGCAUUGUUGGGGGCACAACACAAAAGUGUCAAACUGACCUCUCUCUACAAGGCAAUGUCAGUACUGCUUGGAAAGUGUAUUAUGACAUCAAACAAAGUCCUUUUGUUCUUUUACCCUUUACUCCCAAAGUUUACCUUGAUAUCAUGGACUGUUGCAAACUGUUUCGAUAUUUUCGUAAUUUUAAGUGUGUAAUUCACAGAAGUUUAUUAGAAAUCAUUUGCAAUAUGCAGUCCAUUUUCACAACAAAGGGUCAUAUCAGAUAUAAAUUAUGGUUGAAAAAUGUUGCUGUUACUGUUGUUUUUUCAUGUACCUUACUGUUACUGUGUAGCUCGGCAGUGACAGCACAUAUAAAAAUUGCCUUAACAGUGUUUUUCCUUAAAAAAAAAAUACAAAAAUACAAAAAGAAAAAUUCCAUUGCCUUUAAUGGACUCUAUGGGUAAAAAGUUCUCAGUGAACAUCAUUUUUUUGUGGCAUGCGAUUUUCAAAUGUAAUACCAUGCUCCAAAUGUAAUACCUUGCUCCAAACCAUCUUUGUUAGAUUUAAACUCUGUGUAAAAGAGGUGCUGGGCACCACCAGCGGACAACGUAUCAAUCCACUGUAUUUAUUUAUUUAAAUGUAUUCAUCUAUUGUUAUUUAUAAUAUUUAUAUGUGUAUCUUAAGUUUGGAGAAAGAUUUGUCUAUGGAUUUUUGUUGACGAAUAAAUAAUAUUGAUAAGA
This is a messenger RNA of Conger conger (European conger), 3713 nucleotides long. It is a transcript of the gene fgf23, whose product is annotated as fibroblast growth factor 23. Gene Ontology annotation, biological process: positive regulation of gene expression; positive regulation of cell population proliferation; positive regulation of protein phosphorylation. The coding region runs from base 1813 to 2559 and encodes 248 amino acids. Gene Ontology annotation, cellular component: cytoplasm. The record is from RefSeq and is a predicted model, not a curated record. The transcript has 3 exons. Gene Ontology annotation, molecular function: growth factor activity; type 1 fibroblast growth factor receptor binding. Lineage: Eukaryota; Metazoa; Chordata; Actinopteri; Anguilliformes; Congridae.